UGACUAGCCACCAACUGAACAGACAUCCCCCUGCCUACAGACGAACAGAAAUAUCAAGAACGCUCCCCAAGUGUUGAAAAAAGGAGAAAGCUUUGUUUGACAUUUGCCAGAAUCAGCUGCGCACCGAAUCGGGGAGAUUUCAGAGGCCCUCAAACCGACGCGCAUUUGAGGUCGAGCUUUUCCGCGAGAAACACAAUCGAGACACGACUUCGAGGAUUUAAUUUAGAGAAAAGAAAGAAACAUUUAGAAACGCCUGUUAUUAAUACUGAGGGCCACUGACUCCAGGAAGACGACGGUUCACGUAAUAUCUUAAUACCUGCAAGAACACCUUUUCUACCGAGCCAAGUAUGGGUACUUACGUCCUCUUUCCCGAGAAAAUGCUGGCCAACCUCACGUCGCUGAUAUGGGGAACUCCGAGCGCAGAAGAGCCGAAGGACACCGCGGAGGGCAAGCCAGCGAGCGGAGGAGAGCCCAGUGACACGCAGACGGCGCCGGAGAGCAGUCAGCCGUUCAAGUGUGCGACGCCCACCAUCCGAGCCGCGACGCCCGUGGAUGGGGAGGAGUCGGACUGGGUGCUGGUGGAGAGGGCUGAGGCUGGUGGUGUGAGCCAUGGGGAUGACCAAACAACAACGCAGCGGCUACCAGUACCUUCAUCUGUGCUCGCUUCAUCGCCGCUACCUUUUGCUGGGGAGGUGGGUGAGGCUGCGACACAGGAAUGGCUCAUGACUCCUCCACCAUGUUUUACACGGUCACAGACAGCUCCCCUGGCCUCUUCUCCACUUGAAAAUUUGCUCAUUGAGCAUCCAAGCAUGUCUGUGUACCUGCCACGCCCCACCAGUGCUGCCAUUGGGAGAAUAUUUCCACGACGGGUAUUAUCUCAUCCCUCCCCAUAUUCCCGUUCUUCCCCCUCAGUGUCUCCCUCCUCCGUGCUCACCCCUGAUGAGAACGAUGACUCCCCCAUGAGAGAAGAGGUCAGUAAUGAAACGGGAGGGCAGCAAGUAGCUGUUCCACAACCUAGAAACCGCGUGGCCCAACGAGCAGCCAAGCUUCUCCAGGCUAUAGAUGUGCUUAGGCCAGCUCAGAAGGCCCAGCGAAGGAGGGAGGAGAGACGCCUGAAAGCAAAGCAUCUUGAACGCUCCAACAAAGUAAGAGAAGUGGCUAGUGCAGGAAACAAGAGAUCCAGGCGUUGUGACAUGAUGACUCCUGCCAAAUUUUCCCGUGCAGUAAACAACCGCAAGUGCUAAACCUGAACAGGCUGUGAAAAGGGGUAAACCUUGUUCUUUGAAUCUGUAAAAAGACAGGAUAAAAUACUAUGCUAUAGAAUAAAGUACUAUGCUAUGAAGCCCCAAAGAUAGAUAGUGUAUUCCAAGAACAUACGCAAAGUUUCUGAUCUUAUGUAGGUAAUUAAGGAAGAUGUCGCGUACUGUUUUGAUGAUACAUAAUUGUUUAUUAUAUGUAUGUGGAAGAUUUAUUCUCUUUUUGUAUGAGAUAUACUUUCCUGCUAUAUUAAACAAAUAGUAGACAGAAGUAAGUAUAAUUGUUUAUUAUGAUUAUGACAUCAGCUGCAUAGAUCACGCAAUAAGAACAUUAAAGAGCAACUUUUACCCCUUUAUUAUUUUACGUUCUUUUGUGGUUUCUGAGAAGUUAUGGUGUUCAGUUGUUUUCAUGUAUGCAAAUCUUAAAAUAGGUAUAAAAAAAAUCUUUACAAAGCAAAAAUAGAAAAAGGCAAAAAGGUAUUUUUGGCUUAUUCUUGAGUUUACUUUUAGACUACUAGCUUCCCUAAGUAGCACGAUGCAUAUAUAUGAAUGAUACUAAUAUGCCAAUAAAAAAAAGGAAAGAAGGAAUUAUUUUAAUGAUUAUAGUCAAAGUUGAAGAGAGUUCUUCCCAGUUAUAAUGUUGCAUCAUCUUAUACUAGAAAAAAAAAAAAUAAAAAAAAUGUAAUCCUUUAAUGCAGGUGGAUGGAUUUAUUCCCUGUUAGGAUCACUGUAUUGUCUUCUCACCGAUUUUUCCCCCUGAGAAUGUACCAAUAGAACUGAUCAUCAUACUGUAUGUCACAUCAAUAUUUUUUUGUCAACCCAACACAGUCUUUGAUGCUCUGCAAUAUAUGUAUUUUUUUCUCUCUUUUUUUUUUCCUUUUACAAGAUACAAAGUGAGAAGCUUAGAAUUAAGGAAAAAUAUCUAAAAAUGAUAAAAUGAAGAAAAUGUAUAUAAAAAAUAUGUCUUUCAUUAUUGUGUGAAUGUAGAGCACUUGCAACAGUGAGUGUGAAUGUUCUUAAGUAUAUCAGAAAGGACAAGGAAGAUCAUUUGAGCUUUGUGUGUAAAUCUAAUUUUCAUUCUCUUGCUGUUUUUCUCUCUCUCUCUAUCCUUUUCUUUUAUCUUUUCCAUUUUAUUUUAUUUUCUCUUGGGCUGUAUGUUAAAGGCCAGCAAAGUUGCAGUGGGUACCGUAGCUGUGCUCAUGCUUUUUUUAUGUCCUAAGAACUACUCUCACUGCCACUACAGGAUUUGUAAGGGUUACGCCCCACAAAAGAUAGGAUUACAUGAUUAGUUGUUAAGAAUGGCAUUACUUUGUGGUGUAAUUUACGUACUGCAAUAUUUAAUGUAUAUAAAAUGAGCCAGCUGGUUUAUGAUAUAUAAGAAGAAAUAAAAAGAUCUCAUGUGAAUGUUUCAAAGUAUUGAACACUAGUCCAUAGGUGCUUUUACGCAUGUGAAGAUGUUCGGUAGUUAAUGCUUGACAGAGGAUUGUGUACUAUAAUAACCACACUUUCCUUUAUAUUUUGUGGAGUUACAUGAACCUGUUAUAAUGGUAUAUAUAUUACUUUUUUGUAAUUAAAUGCCUGUACUGAACCUUUGGGAAGUAAGUACAAAGUAAACUUGUUUAAAUUUUACAGUCAGUGUUGUUAUAUCUCGUACUACAAGAGUGUAACUACCUGCACUGGUGGGAUGACACACACAGCUCAGGGAAACUGUAGUGUAAUCUUUUGUCAUGUUGCAAGCCCUGCCCCCCCACCCUGUAUUGAGUUUGGUGCCUCCGUAUUUCUGCCAUCCCUGCAUCAGUUUAAGAACCCAGGAUGACCCAAGUCCAGCUGCCAGUUCGCCCUCUACACCUCAAGGCAUCUGCUCCUCAAGUCGAACAAGAGGCAAGAUUUGCAAAUGGCUUUUUCCCCAUUUGACGGACAUUAAUUUUCUUAGGGCUUUUUCGUGGUCUCACGGAUCACUUAGCCCACUAGACCGCUUGGCUCACUAAAAAAAAAAAAGGUAAUAAUAUUAAAUCAAAUAGUGUAAUGCAGUUUCCUCUCUUUUUAAAAAAUUGUCAUCAUUUCAAAGUUCUUCAUCAGAUAUGUAUUGAGGCACAAAGUGUUCAGCUUAUUUUUCAUUUGUAUGGAUCUUCUGUUUUAAGAUGUUUUCUCAGUAUAUGGAUUAACUUAAAAUUGUAAAUAAUGUAUAGUCUUUCAAUCAUUGUAAAUUGUUUUUAUUUAUUUUUUGUGUUCAAAGACAAAACACAGUUCCAUCUUUUUACAUCCUUUGACACUAAAGGAUUGUGUAUACAGUAUGAGUCUGAUAAAAAAAAAAGAUUUUUCC
This is a messenger RNA of Penaeus chinensis, 3579 nucleotides long. Its product is annotated as tumor protein p53-inducible nuclear protein 2-like. Gene Ontology annotation, biological process: positive regulation of DNA-templated transcription; autophagosome assembly. The record is from RefSeq and is a predicted model, not a curated record. Bases 348 to 1244 code for a protein of 298 amino acids. The transcript is spliced from 5 exons. Gene Ontology annotation, cellular component: nucleus; autophagosome. NCBI's taxonomy places the organism in Eukaryota, Metazoa, Arthropoda, Malacostraca, Decapoda, Penaeidae.